GGUCGUACUUCUGUGACGUUCGCUGGAGCUAACCUGCUCUCGAUUCUCUCACAAAUGUUGCCCAACGGACCACCCAGAGGCAACUAUAAACGGGUAUCCAAUCAAGCAGAGUCACUUCUGCUUGUUUGCCCGGCAUAUCAAGCUGCAGCGGUCUGUGCAUCACCAAAGUUGCACAGCCCGGGCCCGAAAGAGAGCACUGGGCCAUACCGUACAGAAAUCCAGCUUCGACUUUGUUUAGCCUACCCGGAAUUUCUGACAUUAUGCGUCACUCGAAGAUACCGUUUGCUCAUUGCAGUACUCGAUGAAGUCUGGGAAACACUGGCCUCAAAGGAACAAAUAACGGAGUACGGGAAUCAAUGUCAGAGUGACAAAAAACACUAG
This is a messenger RNA of Opisthorchis viverrini, 381 nucleotides long. RefSeq lists its product as hypothetical. The record is from RefSeq and is a predicted model, not a curated record. NCBI's taxonomy places the organism in Eukaryota, Metazoa, Platyhelminthes, Trematoda, Opisthorchiida, Opisthorchiidae. The transcript is spliced from 2 exons. The coding region runs from base 55 to 381 and encodes 108 amino acids.